Molecule: messenger RNA, 732 nt
Organism: Rubroshorea leprosula
Lineage: Eukaryota; Viridiplantae; Streptophyta; Magnoliopsida; Malvales; Dipterocarpaceae
Source: the annotation of a GenBank genome assembly
GACGGACGAGGGGAGAGAGACGGAUGGUAGUGGACAGAAGCAAUGUUAAGUACUCUGAGGAAGCAGACAAUCCAUAUGCCGGUGAAGAAGCAGAUGAAGAAAAGUUGAUACAAGAGAUUGGACGUGUGAACAGCAUUGUUGAUGGGUUUUUGGAUGCAAGCAGUAGGGUCGUGCAUUCGCCUUUGGACGACGCAUAUUUGGACGCCUUCCACACUAAUUGCCUGGUAAGUGUUUCAUUAUCUCUUUUUCAUCGAUUGUCUUAGGAUUGAAUGAUACAAAAUUCAUUUUUCUCUUCCUCUCUUUUCCUUCUUCUUUUCAUAAAAAGUUUUUUCUUUUUCUUUUUCUUUCUUCAUUUAAAGGUCUUAACAGCAAAAUGCAUCAUUUCUGUCAUUCAAAUGUCUUCAGGUUGUAUGUCUUUUUACUAAUUUGUUUUGUUGCUAACUUGCUAUGCUAUGUAUAGCUUAUGAAGUUGAUGGAGUGAAUCAUUAAUUUUUUAUUGAGAAUGGUUGGGCUUUGUAGGUGUUUGCCAUUUGAUGAUAGUUGGAUUUUCCUAAGGCAUGUUCUUGACGGUUAGAAUGAAAAUCUGUUUUCAGUUCUGCAUGAGUCAGCCUUUUGGCUGAAAAUUCUAUUAUCUUUUACUCAGCAUAUCGAGGUGUUUUUAGAAAGUUGUUUAAGUCAUUAGCAGUGUGUUUGAUGGUGGAUUGCUGGAUAGAAUAAAAUUUGCAUAUUUGG